Messenger RNA from Callorhinus ursinus (northern fur seal), 1095 nucleotides. RefSeq names its product neurotrophin 3 (gene NTF3). Gene Ontology annotation, molecular function: nerve growth factor receptor binding; growth factor activity. Lineage: Eukaryota; Metazoa; Chordata; Mammalia; Carnivora; Otariidae. Gene Ontology annotation, biological process: nerve growth factor signaling pathway; negative regulation of neuron apoptotic process; nerve development. Gene Ontology annotation, cellular component: synaptic vesicle; axon; dendrite. The record is from RefSeq and is a predicted model, not a curated record.
CAGGUGAACAAGGUGAUGUCCAUCUUGUUUUAUGUGAUAUUUCUCGCGUAUCUCCGUGGCAUCCAAGGUAACAACAUGGAUCAAAGGAGUCUGCCUGAAGACUCGCUAAAUUCCCUAAUUAUUAAGCUGAUCCAGGCAGAUAUCUUGAAAAACAAGCUCUCCAAGCAGAUGGUGGACGUUAAGGAGAACUACCAGAGCACUCUGCCCAAAACGGGGGCCCCCCGCAGGCCGGAGCAGGGCGAGCUGGCCAAGUCAGAAUUCCAGCCCGUGACUGCGAUGGACACAGAGCUGUUGCGGCAGCAGAGACGUUACAGCUCACCCCGGGUCCUGCUGAGUGACAGCACCCCCCUGGAACCCCCUCCCUUGUAUCUCGUGGAGGAUUACAUAGGCAGCCCCAUGGCCGCCAACAGAACGUCACGGAGGAAGAGGUACGCCGAGCACAAGAGUCACCGGGGGGAGUACUCUGUAUGCGACAGCGAGAGUCUGUGGGUAACUGACAAGUCAUCGGCCAUCGACAUUCGGGGACACCAGGUCACGGUGCUGGGGGAGAUCAAAACCGGCAACUCUCCCGUCAAACAAUAUUUUUAUGAGACCCGAUGUAAAGAAGCCAGGCCUGUCAAGAACGGUUGCAGGGGGAUUGACGAUAAACACUGGAACUCUCAGUGCAAAACGUCCCAGACCUAUGUCCGAGCACUGACGUCAGAAAACAAUAAACUUGUGGGCUGGCGAUGGAUACGGAUAGACACCUCCUGCGUGUGUGCCUUGUCGAGAAAAAUCGGAAGAACAUAAAUCGGCAUCUCUCCCCAUAUAUAAAUUAUUACUUUAAAUUAUAUGAUAUGCAUGUAGCAUAUAAAUGUUUAUAUUGUUUUUAUAUAUUAUAAGUUGACCUUUAUUUAUUAAACUUCAGCAACCCUACAGUAUAUAAGCUUUUUUCUCAAUAAAAUCCGUGUGCUUGCCCUCCCUCAGGCCUCUCCCAUCUGUUAAACCUUAUCUUGUGACCCGGCUCUCGGGAGACGCUCUGUAAAAUCUAUGUACACCAGUAUUCUGCAUUCAGUAUUUGUCAAGGCCAUGGCUGUCGUUUUAGUAAACUUGUUA